Messenger RNA from Peronospora farinosa, 984 nucleotides. NCBI's taxonomy places the organism in Eukaryota, Oomycota, Peronosporomycetes, Peronosporales, Peronosporaceae. The record is from the annotation of a GenBank genome assembly.
AUGAAGACGCAGGGAUUACGCGUGCUGCCACAUGAUGGCGCUGCCACUGAUGUCGCACAGAAGCUACUAGUGAUGACGUAUAAUGUACUGGCACAGUGCUACGUCCGCUCGAGCUUCUUCCCGUAUUGCAAGUAUAGUGAAAUCAAGUGGAAAAAUCGGUCGAAGCAUCUGGCGGAGGUGUUCACCUCGAGUCUGCCGGUAUCACCUGAUGUCAUCUGCUUGCAGGAAGUGGACAAUUACGACGAAUUCUGGGCUGGCAUGAUGAAGAAAUUGGGAUAUCAAGGCCUCUUUGUCAAGAAAACAGGCGCUAAACGAGACGGUGUGGCUGUGUUUUGGGAUACAAAGAAGCUGAGGGUGAAAGAGUCGAAGCAAGUUUGUCUAGACCUGCCUAAUGGAGUCGAGUCAGAUAUCGAUUACGAAUUACUUUCAAGGGCUUCCACAAGAGGAAGUGUUGGUGUGAUUGUUUACUUUGAGCACCUCGAGACGCAGCUCGAGUUUGUCGUCGCGACGACCCAUUUGUUUUGGGAUCCAAUGCAAGAAGAUGUGAAACUGCUGCAAUCGCGUCGAAUGUUGCGAGCAAUUGACAUGUUUACGAGUACGAUGGAUGCAUCCACACCGACCAUUUUCUCCGGGGACUUUAAUUCACUACCGGAUAGCAAAGUCUAUAAUUUUAUCACGAACAGCAACGAUUUCAACAGCGCCUACUCCCAGUACGAAGCAGAAGGCGAACCAAAGUUCACCAAUGUUAAUGGUGAUGCUAAGAUGGAUAAUGGCAAGCACGUGCCACGCUUCAUUGGCACUCUGGAUUACAUUUUCUAUCGUUCUCAUAGGAUUCGACCGACAGCGCUCAUGGAAAUAAUGUCGCUUGAAGAUGCAACCAGAGAAGUCGCUUUGCCGAGCACUCUAUCACCAUCUGAUCACCUGCCACUUUUAUGCGAGUUUUACGUCCUGCCUCAGUCCCACAAAGUAAUCAGUUUGAAGUGA